Molecule: messenger RNA, 714 nt
Organism: Exophiala spinifera
Lineage: Eukaryota; Fungi; Ascomycota; Eurotiomycetes; Chaetothyriales; Herpotrichiellaceae
Exons: 1
Coding region: 1-714 (237 amino acids)
Biological process (GO): mitotic spindle organization
Cellular component (GO): dynactin complex
Molecular function (GO): dynein complex binding
Source: RefSeq, a predicted model, not a curated record
AUGAGCACUCAAAAUGCUCAGCAGCCGUCCCAAUCGACAUCCGCCGCGCGGCCACCGGUGACCGUAGGACAGACCACACACCUCGAUCCGGGUGCCUACGUCCGUGGCACACAUGCCAUCACACUCGGGGAGCACAUUCUCAUCCACCCCCGCUCUCAACUCAUAGGCGUCCACGGCCCGCUUUCAAUCGGCGACAAAUGCAUCAUCUCGGAGAAAGCCAUCAUCGGGGGCCCUGUACAGCCAUCAAGUACCACCGCUUCGUCUGCGAAGCCAUCCGGCGGAAGUGUCCAGCCGAGUCCCUUGAUCGCUCAGGGAGCAGAGGACGACGACACCGAUAGAGACCCGGUCAAGACGACAAUCGGCUCGAAUGUCUUCAUCCAUGCUAGCUCACAGAUUCAUGCGGGAGCCGUUAUCGAAGAUGCGGUCUUGAUCGAGCCUCAUGUGUCGGUACUCGCUGGUGUGACUGUGGGAUCACACGCAAAGCUCUGUGCCGGGGUUACAGUAGAUCACGACGUAGACGAAUGGACUGUCGUGUACGGCAAAGGUAACAUCAAACGACGGAGGAAGCAGAACGAUCCAGACUCGGAUGAAGGUGCAGAGCAAGCGGAGGCCAUUGAAACGAUGAGACUCAAAGCUAUGGAUAAGGAACGGGAGGGAACGACCACAAUUUUGAAGAUGGCAGCUAGAGUGGCAACUAUGGCCAAGAAGAAAUAG